CCUCGAAUAGACAUCAGCUUACGAAUAAUAAACACACUAAUACAGUAAUUGCAAUUGCAGAGGCACAGAGCGACGGGAUCUCUCCGGCAUAUAUUGGAAACUCUUCACAGCGAGAUCUCGACGUAUCUCAGAUCCGUUAGGCUAGUUUGAUCUUGAGGAAUCAUGGCUCCGGUCUCGGCACUCGCCAAGUAUAAGCUGGUGUUUUUGGGAGAUCAAUCCGUCGGAAAGACGAGUAUCAUCACUCGAUUCAUGUACGACAAAUUCGACAACACUUACCAGGCGACAAUUGGCAUUGAUUUUCUAUCAAAGACAAUGUACCUUGAAGAUCGAACUGUCAGACUGCAGCUGUGGGAUACAGCAGGGCAAGAGAGAUUCAGGAGUCUUAUUCCGAGCUAUAUCAGGGAUUCAUCUGUUGCUGUUAUUGUGUAUGAUGUUGCGAGCAGGCAAUCCUUCUUGAACACGACUAAAUGGAUCGAUGAAGUUAGGACAGAGCGUGGUAGUGAUGUCAUAGUUGUGCUUGUGGGAAACAAAACUGACCUUGUUGACAAAAGGCAAGUGUCAAUAGAGGAAGCAGAAGCCAAGGCUCGUGAGCUUAAUGUAAUGUUUAUCGAAACCAGUGCCAAAGCAGGCUUCAACAUAAAGGCGCUUUUCCGCAAGAUAGCAGCAGCUUUGCCCGGAAUGGAAACACUGUCUUCGACAAAGCAAGAGGAUAUGGUUGAUGUCAAUCUCAAGUCUUCUAAUGCAAAUGCAUCUUCGGCUCAGCAGCAAUCAGGAGGAUGCUCUUGUUAAAAUUGGCAACAACCACAACAAAUUGAUAUGGAACAAAACACACACAAAAGAAGUCCUCGAGCCUCCGCAUAAUCAGAUCCGUUACUAUCUACCAUCUGUAAAAUUUUUGCCUGCUUUAUCUUUCUUUUCAUCAGAUUGUUUUAAAAGGAAGAGGCUUUGUUUUUAGUUUAUGGUUUGUCCUUAACUCUAAACUUUUGUGGUCUUUGGAGUUUCAAAUGUUCUGCAUUAGUACUUUUGUUUGCUCUUUUUUAUUAAACAACUAUAAAAUUGUGAUUUUGCCCGUCUUUGAAUUGAAUUAUAUAUUUGAGAGCUAUG
Molecule: messenger RNA, 1104 nt
Organism: Eutrema salsugineum
Lineage: Eukaryota; Viridiplantae; Streptophyta; Magnoliopsida; Brassicales; Brassicaceae
Product: ras-related protein RABH1b
Exons: 6
Coding region: 163-789 (208 amino acids)
Molecular function (GO): GTPase activity; GTP binding
Source: RefSeq, a predicted model, not a curated record